GUGUAAACAUGACAGGCUGUGUAUUCAGAUUACACCUGGGUAGUACAUAUAUCAGAAUUACAUAAACAGUAUUUUUAGCAUAAUGUACUGAUAUCUAAUUAAAAUACACAGUCAGUUCACAAUCAAAUUCAAACAGACGGUCGGAAAUUUAAUAGAUUUAAUCCACCGUAGAUCUAAUUUCACAGAAAGCAAUCCCAUUAUAAUAUUAUUGUUAUGAUGUCUGUGUAUAAGUUCGACCAUAAGUUCCGAGGUACGGCUCUAAUAAUCGGAAAUGAGUUUAAAGGUCAAGGUUCAGGCGAGAGGAAGGGUUGUCUAAGAGACGUUCAGAUGGCGGAAGAGCUUUUUAAAAGACUGGACUUUAAUGUGACAUCAUUCAAGAACUUAUCUGCCUUCGAUAUGAAAGCGAAAAUAGAGACAGCCAGCAAGUCCAAAUAUAACAACGAUUGUGACUGUUUUGUACUUGUAUUGAGUACACACGGGCACGAAGCAAAGGAAAUAGACCGAAAACAAUCAAAAGAAGCGACUGUUUGGCGGCACCAAGUUUUAGCGGAGGAUAAUGUUCCUAUUUAUGUCGAUGAGAUAAUUGAUAUAUUCAAUGAUGAAAAUUCAGUAGGAUUAAAAGGAAAACCAAAGCUGUUUUUCAUACAGGCAUGCAAAUCAAGGGGAGAAAUUGGUAGUGCUGACACCUACGAUACAGGCGUUGAGGUCAAUGUCGUUCAAGGGACAAGCAAUCUGUACGUGAGAGAUCCAAACACGUUUAGAACAGAUCCGAGAGACUUGGCAAACAAUCUGUACGCUAUUGAUUUAACCGAUGCUGAAGAUAUGUACAAAGAUUGGGAAAAAGAUCCGGGCGCAUUACAACUGGGAGCAAUCUCUAGAAGUUCUGACCAAGCAACUGAUCAAGAUGCGGAAGGGGAAGUCACAGAAAUUGACACCGGAGGUAGUGGAGAUAGUGGACAGUUGCCGCCGUCGCCAUUCGAUAUUGUACCUCUUAACUGUCCGGAUGAUUUUCUGAUAAUGUAUCCAGUGAUGUCAGGAAAAUUUGCAUUUCGGAACUCGAAUACCGGAUCCUACCUCAUCAAAUUUUUAAAUGAGAAGUUGAGUGAAGUUUUAAAUGGAUGUAACCUUUUACAGUACCUUACACAUGUUUCCCAUGAGAUGGCGAGGUAUGAAUACAACCCAGAUCUUAAUCAAAUAUUAAUAACUAAUCUAAGAAAACAAGAGGCAGCAAGGCGGACUGGUCAAUCAUUUGAUCCGCUUUUGACAUUUAAAAACUAUUUAUAUCGGACAAUUAAAUAUUUGAGCAGCGAAGAGAAUCAUGAAAAGCUCGUUAAAAUCAUUGGCGAGCAGCACAGGAGCCAGUUGAAAGGCGAUCCUUCAGUGGUGGAACCUUAUCUUGGUUGGGUGAUAAAUAAUCAGCUGACUGAGCAACAAAUGACUGAGAUUUUAAAAACAAUUUUACCAUUCAAGAUGACAGCCUGCAUUGUCCACAGAUUGACAAACGAUGUGUACUUUAAGCCGAAGAAAGAAAAGUCCAUGAUGGGAAUACUCUGGAAAAAAAGGUUACCAAAGGAAACUAACGUGUAAAAGAAAUGACAUUUGUUUGCAUGAUGUCAUUCAAGCGGUGGUUUAAAUAAUGAAGAAAUAUAUUUUCUUUGACACAUAGCAAUUUAGUUAUGGGAAGAUAUGAUUUCUGUUCAUGUUGUUUAUUUUUAGCCGUUUAUAGGUUGCUAUGUUUUUAGUGACUCACUGACUUAGUAAUUUUUUAUAGCAUGACGCUCUCAAUCUGUCCGUCUGUCUGAACAACAACUCAUCUCACAAUCAAGCCCUUUAUUUAUUGUUGUGUAUUUCAAUGACUCAUUGACUUGUUAAUAUUUUUCUCAUGUUUUUUAUAAAGGCCGAAGACCUUCAGGACGUUUUAUAACAUGACGCUGUCAGUUUCACAAUCAAGGUGAAAUAAAUACGUUAACUCCACUGUUCGGAGAUAAAAUGUGGACACAUUGUAAUGACCCUCUCAUUGGCGUUGGCGUGACCGUUGGUUUUACUUAUAUUUUUAAGUUCUAUUUUCUCAGAAACUAUAAAAGAUAAAAUGGUGCUUCUAUUCACCUAAAACUUAGUGGACAUGUUUAUUGUCAUGAAAGGGUACUAUUUUAAAGGUUAUACCCCCAUUUCAAUUAAGAUUUUGAGCCCUGAUUAACCUUUUUGGCAUGACUUUUGAAGUUUUGAUGUUUCAUUUGUUAGAGGCCAGCGGUCCAUAAUUAUAUAUAAUAUACGUGUGAACAAAAUGCUUAUGAGAGAGGAAAUCGGAAUUACAAGUAGCAUUAACAUUAAUCGUCUUGACAAUCUUGACAGUUAGAUAGGGCAUGAAUGAUUUUUGCAUUAUCAUUGUAAAGUACAUGUAUAUAUUUAUCAUUCAAGUCAAAUAUUCACAGUGUACUUGUGUACAUUUCCUUAUUCGUUAUUUGAAUGCGUACCAAAUGUAAAAUGUUAGAGUGUUUUAUACAUACUCAUAUUGUUUAGUCAUUAAAAUGUUAAAUUUCU
Molecule: messenger RNA, 2541 nt
Organism: Ruditapes philippinarum (Manila clam)
Lineage: Eukaryota; Metazoa; Mollusca; Bivalvia; Venerida; Veneridae
Exons: 6
Coding region: 214-1587 (457 amino acids)
Biological process (GO): proteolysis
Molecular function (GO): cysteine-type endopeptidase activity
Source: RefSeq, a predicted model, not a curated record